AUGGUCGAUAAAUAUGGCAAAAAACAGGGGAGAUCAUGGUUGUUAAACUUGAAUAAAAGCAACACGUCUCUUGACUCACUGGGUUCAGCUGUUUCAUCACAAUCAGUUAACGGGGGAAUUUUGGCUAUUCAGGUCAAGAUGAAUAUCUUGCGGUUUUCAGGCUUCGUCUGGCAAGAGAGUGAUGAAAAGCAAAAACUGAAAGUGAAAGAAAAGCUUGACAAGUAUAAUAAAGAGAAGUUCUUGGAAUUUUGUGAUCUGUUUGACAUGCCAAUUGGAAAGACUUCUGCAAAGAAGGAAGAUGUUGUCAUAAAGCUAAUAGAUUUUAUGUUGAAGCCUCAUGUCACAAACAAAACUGAGGAUUGGUUCAUUGAUUCCCGUGAGGAAUGGAGAAAAGUCAAUCACCUUGAUAAGUUUAUUUUUCUUGGGCAUUCUUUAGGAGGAUAUGUUGUAUCUAAAUAUGCCUUGAAGCAUCCUGAGCAUGUACACCAUCUUGUUUUGGUGGGACCUGCUGGAUUUACCUUAGAAGUUGACCAUAAAUCAGAAUGGCUUACAAAAUCCAGGACAACAUGGAAAGGAGCUGUUAUGAUGCAUUUAUGGGAAUCUAAUUUUACUCCUAUGAAAGUACUCAGCCUUGAUGUGUGGAAUUUUAUGAUGGAGCUCAUGAUACACAAAGUUACUGCCUUGGCCAUACAUAAGCCUAUGAGUGCCAUGAUGCAUCAUGCUGGACAUAGAUUUCAUGAAGUGUUUCAGAUGAAACAUGGUGACUAUUCUGAUCUUCCUGCAACAAAAAUCUCAGAGUUGAUGAUAUGUAACAGUUUGGAUGUGAUUUCCUUAAUGCUUGUUGUCCCUUGUGAACUCAUCAAUAUUCACAUUUUACACUUGUAUAAUUUUAGAAUCUUUUAUUGUACAUAUUGCCCCUACAUAGUCGCUUCUAAGCAUAGUAAUGGGAUUCUAGACGAAAGCAUCAGUAGUAUGAGUAGUGAAAUACCUCAUGUAUGCAUGUUGUUACAGAAAAGUUUCUUCUUUCUGUAA
This is a messenger RNA of Lactuca saligna, 1032 nucleotides long. The record is from the annotation of a GenBank genome assembly. Lineage: Eukaryota; Viridiplantae; Streptophyta; Magnoliopsida; Asterales; Asteraceae.